AACGAAAUGGCAGAGUCGUAAAUAUGAGUCAAUGGCUCAAGUCUACUGAGAGAUCCAUCCGACCAUAAAAGAGGGAGGGAGCCAUAGAGAAGCGACUCGGUCAUUUCAAUAGCCAUGUCGAACGCCGAGCAAGUCAUCAGCAGAGGAGCGUCGAGUAGCAGCCGCUCCGUUGUCGGAGAAGGAACGGCGGCUGAUGAUGAAGAGGUUACAGUAACAACGGAGGAGGAGGUAGUACGAUCGGGAACGCUGUUGGAACUGGAUCUUCUCGAUUGUCCCGUUUGCUGUCACGCACUGACGACCCCUAUCUUUCAGUGUGACAAUGGACACAUAGCCUGCUCGUCUUGCUGUACUAAACUGAGGAACAGAUGCCCUUCUUGCACUUUGCCCAUUGGUGUCUAUCGAAACAGAAUGAUGGAGAGAGUUGUGGAAGCCAUCAUCGUCCCUUGCCCUAACGCAAAACAUGGCUGCACCGACAAGUUCUCUUACGGCAAAGAGUUGGUCCAUGAGAAGGAAUGCAGUUUCGCUUUAUGCUACUGUCCUGCGCCACACUGCAACUACUCCGGCCUGUACAUUGAUCUCUACCGUCACUACUAUGCUAACCACAGUUGCCCAUGGGAAUAUUUCAGGUGUGGCUAUGAUGGGCAGGCGUGGAUGCACAUCAGUGAUGAGAUUUUAGUUCUUCAGGAAGGUAGAGAAGGUCCGUUGGUUGCGAUUCAAUGUUUUGAGGAAGAACAAGGAGUGUAUGUGACCGUGAACUGUAUAACUCCUUGUUCUCCUGGAGUGUCGGAGUUCUCCUUUCAACUCUCUUACUCGGCGUACGGAAACGCAGCUAGAUCCAUGUCGUUUGGAAUGGGUGAGAUGAAUAGGAUUCAGAAAGUGAGCUUCGAAACUCCUGACAAGGACUUCAUGUGUGUUCCUCACUAUUUCUUGGAUGGGGAGACUAGUUUGAAGAUGAAUAUUUGCAUCCGCCGAAGAGAGAAGAAGAAGGAGAAGAAAAGAAAACAUGAUGAGGAGACUGAAGUUGUUGACAAAGUUCUCAGGAGAAGAAGAGGAGGGAACGAGGAAGGAGUAUGAUUGUAUGAAGUUUAAUAUGCUUUUGGAUUGUGUAUGAACUUUAAUGUAUGAAGAUUUAAUACGCUUAUGGAUUCUGUAAAAUAUAUGAAUUUAUGUUGAAUAUAAAUUUUACUAAGUUUAGUAUGAUUUUUA
This is a messenger RNA of Raphanus sativus (radish), 1206 nucleotides long. Its product is annotated as E3 ubiquitin-protein ligase SINA-like 2. The record is from RefSeq and is a predicted model, not a curated record. Gene Ontology annotation, molecular function: zinc ion binding. NCBI's taxonomy places the organism in Eukaryota, Viridiplantae, Streptophyta, Magnoliopsida, Brassicales, Brassicaceae.